This is a messenger RNA of Cannabis sativa, 1877 nucleotides long. RefSeq names its product glycosyl hydrolase 5 family protein. Gene Ontology annotation, molecular function: hydrolase activity, hydrolyzing O-glycosyl compounds. The record is from RefSeq and is a predicted model, not a curated record. The transcript has 4 exons. The coding region runs from base 53 to 1741 and encodes 562 amino acids. Lineage: Eukaryota; Viridiplantae; Streptophyta; Magnoliopsida; Rosales; Cannabaceae.
CUUUACUAUAAAUGUAUGGAUAACUACUACAAUUCAAACAGCAAAAAUAACCAUGAAGACUGUAAGUUCCUCUUACCCACACCAUCUCUCACUUAAUAUUUUAUCUUUCAUAACAUUAAUAAUCUUCUUAGUAUCCCAACCAGCCCCGGUGACUGGUCUUCCACUGACCACAAAUUCAAGAUGGAUUGUGGAAGAGAUGAGCGGGAAGAGAGUGAAACUCUCCUGCGUGAAUUGGGUUUCUCAUCUAGAGCUUGUACUGGCUGAAGGCCUAAACAAGCAGCCCAUAGAAGCCAUCGUUGGCCGAAUUUCCUCAAUGGGGUUUAACUGUGUUCGUCUCACUUGGCCAGUCUACUUGGCCACCAACAACUCACUUGCUUCUCUCACAGUUCGACAGUCUUUUCAAAGAUACGGUCUUUAUGAAGCUAUAGCUGGUAUUGAGGCAAAUAAUCCCUCCAUCAUCGAUAUUCCCCUCAUCAAAGCCUACCAGGGAGUUGUAUCUGAGCUUGGAAAAGGGAAGGUGAUGGUGAUAUUGGACAAUCAUGUAAGCAAACCCAGUUGGUGUUGUAAUAAUAAAAGUGACGGGAAUGGGUUCUUUGGGGAGGAGUACUUCGACCCAGAUUUGUGGAUUGAUGGGCUUACUCGUAUGGCCACAUUGUUCAAAGGUGACACUAAUGUAGUGGGCAUGAGCUUGAGGAACGAGCUGCGUGGUCCCAGGCAGAAUGAAGAUGAUUGGUACAAGUACAUGCAAAAAGGAGCCGAGGCAGUUCACUCAGCAAACCCACACGUUCUUGUAAUUAUUUCGGGUUUAAAUUACGACACCCACUUGUCAUUCCUACGCAAUCGACCAUUCGAGCUCACAUUCUCUGGGAAACUAGUCUUUGAAGUUCACUGGUAUUCAUUCGUAGAUUCCAAGGCAUGGGAAAGUGAAAAUGCAAACAAAGUGUGUGGUUUGGUGGGUAAUAACAUGAAAAGAGAAUCUGGAUUUCUGGUAAAGAAAGGGUUUCCUUUGUUUUUUAGUGAGUUUGGAGUGGAUCAAAGGGGGACCAAUGAGAAUGACAACAGGUACUUGAAUUGCGCCUUAGCUGUAGCAGCUGAAUUGGACUUGGAUUGGGCUUUGUGGACUUUGGGAGGUAGUUACUACUAUAGAGAAGGUGUUGUUGGAUUAAAUGAGUAUUAUGCUGUCUUAAACUAUAAUUUCGAUGGAAUCAGAAAUGCAACUCUUUUACACAAAAUUAUUUCUCUCACAUACUCAUUUCAAGGACCAGGUUUAUCAAGAAGUAGACCACACAAAGUGAUUUUCCACCCAGCAAGUGGACUUUGUAUUGUAAGAAAAUCCAAAUUGGGUCCAUUGAGUUUAGGUCCCUGCUCUAGUUCUGUAGCGUGGCAUUAUUCACGUGAUGAGAAUAUAUUGACCAUGAGAGGAACACCCUUAUGCUUACGAGCACUAGAGCAAGGAAAACCAGCACAGCUUAGCAAAUAUUGUAAAGGCAUUGACUCCAAAUGGAAGCCCAUUUCGGAAUCUAAGUUGCACCUCUCUACUACAACUGGCAAAAACGACACCGUUUGCCUUGAUGUUGACUCUGCAAAUGAAGUUGUGAUCAUAAACACUUGUCAUUGCGUGAGUAGACAUAGUUCGUGUGACCCGUCUAGGCAAUGGUUCAAACUUGUUCACAGCACAAGAAAACCAAAGUUGUUUGGAUCUUUUUCUGAUAGUUUUGAUUAUUAUGACUCAAAAUCGUGAGUAUUAGGAUUGCUUAUAUCAUAUGCAAUUGCUGUACGUAACUGUGUUCACAUAUUUACAUAUUAUAUGAGAAGGGAAAAGGACUAAUACAUCAUAACUCUUUGAGAAGAAUAUAAACUUUUAUUGACGGUAUAAA